AUGUCGAAUCCGCACCGCGGUGGCCCACCCGACCUGCUGCGAGUGCAGCCCGCGCCACUCACCGCCGCAUUCUGUCUCGUUCGUCGCCGUUCCUCUCCCACUGCGCCCUUCAUCGCACCACCGCGCGCCAUGCCUCGCCACGCCCUUCUCCCGCCGCGUCUCCGCCUCGCGCUGCUCCUCGCAGCAGUCGCCGCGUGCUUCGUCCCGUUAGCAACAGUAGCGGGGACGCCUCUAGCGGGACCGGAGUGCGAGAGCGAGUUCCCGCGGCUGUGCAAGUUCGUGGACGAUCUGCGCGGCUCCAUUCCCGAGCAGAUCGACGCCUCCACCGGCACGCCCAUCCGCAUCGGCGCCUACCAGAUCCGCCAGGCCAGUUCCCUCCCUCCGCCCUCCGCCCUCCGCCCUCUGCUUUUCCGCACGCAAUUCCGCUUGCUCGCUUCCCCAUAUUCUCCUUUCUUUCUCGCUUCCCCGCACUCGCUUUUCCUCUCGCCCCUUCCCGACACCCCUCCGACACCUUCCUCCACCCCCCACGGGCUGCAGAAGCAGCACCGCGACCUGCCGCCCACGAAGCUGUACGCGUACGGCCGCAGCGCCGCCACCGCGCAUUACCCCGGCCCCACGCUCGUCGCCCAGCGCGGCGUGCCCACCAAGGUAGUCACCGCCGCCUCCCCGCCCGCCCGUCGCUGCUCUCUAGUGUUCCUGCUGUUCUGUGUACCUAUCGGAAUGCCUCAGGUGUGGCCGUACCUGAAGGUGCGGAGGGCGCUGUACCGCUUCCGGGUGUUGGGGGCGGCCAACACGCGCUUCUUCAAUCUGCGCUUCAUCUGCACCACCCCCCGCAACUUCACCCCGCCCUUCUCUGGCGACAAGCUGCCCAUCAUUGUGGUGCGUGCCAGCCACUGUGACUUGCCACUUUUCCCCAGCACCACUCCAUGCCACUCCGCACCCAUGUACCAACCCCUGCACCUCACGAAUCACCUCUGCCCCUGUACUACCCCGACUUCACUCCGCCCUUCACGUGCGUUGCAUGCGUGCUGGAUUGUGAAUUGCCGCAUUGCGCUGCACCCACUUCCCCAGCACCACUCCGCACCACGCUGCACCACUCUCCCCCGAAUUUUUCCAAUCCCUUUUCUUUGCACCUGUCCUCCCGCCCACUCUUCUCCACCCCCACCCUCCACUCAUCAGAUCGGGUCAGACGGGGGCUACCUCCCUCGUCCAGCAGUGCGCACGUCACUCCUAGUGGCGCCAGCGGAGCGGUACGACAUUCUCGUCGACUUCUCCUCGCUGCGCUCCUCCUCUGCUGACGUCAUCCUCACCAACGACGCCCCGGCGCCCUUCCCUGCGGGCGAGCCAGUGACCAACGACACCACUGUCGUCAUGCGCUUCAUUGUCGAUCAUGAGAGCCCCCGCCUGCCCGCCCCACGCAUCCCCAAGUCCCUCGUGCCGGUGCCCCCUGUGGACACAUCUCGGGUGGUGGUGGAGCGGUGGAUCACAGCGGUGGAGGAGACAGACCCCGCAACGGGGCAGUCCAUCCGCCUGCUGCUGGGCGACCUGCCCUACAGCGCCCCGCCCACUGAGACGCCCCGGGAGGUGAGUCACUGCUGGGGUCAUGGGCCAAGGGGGCACAUAGCCAACGGCACCUGCUCCUUCACCAACGCGGCGCUGCCGUCGUGCUUCACGGGCGCGCAGCAGCCCGUGGCGGCGUAUGAGCGCGGGUGGAAGGACACCACCAUCCUGCCACCCGCCACCGUGCUCACCCUCUGGACGCCCUGGUACUCCCAGGACGGCACGCCCUUCCCCUUUGACGCGACACGCGGGCCGGGGUAUGUGUGGCACUGCCACAUUGUGGAGCAUGAGGACAACUCCAUGAUGCGCCCCCUCAUCAUCACCAAGUGA
Closterium sp. Yama58-4 is the source of this 1890-nucleotide messenger RNA. NCBI's taxonomy places the organism in Eukaryota, Viridiplantae, Streptophyta, Zygnematophyceae, Desmidiales, Closteriaceae. The record is from the annotation of a GenBank genome assembly.